AUGGGUCGUUUAUUUAUCGAACAUUUGGGCGGGGAGAGGGUGUUCGUUUGUCAUUGUCAUACUCCACUUACUAAUAGAGAUGAAUUACUAAGUACGCGAUUCACCGGAUCAACCGGGCGCGCUUUCCUCUUUCAUCGUGUUGUGAAUGUUACGUUCAGUGAAAUUCAGGACCGUGUUAUGAUAACUGGUCGGCAUCUGGUACGCGAUGUCCUCUGCAUGAACUGCGGUAAUAAAUUAGGGUGGAUGUACGAGUACGCCAUGGAGGAAAGUCAGCGAUACAAAGAGGGAAAGGUGAUUCUCGAAGAAGCAUUGAUUUUUGAAGUGAAAGAAUAUGCCGAUCCUCUCUCUGAAGACGACGAACUUUUUGCUCCUCCUCAGGGCGCUUGA
Echinococcus granulosus is the source of this 387-nucleotide messenger RNA. RefSeq lists its product as hypothetical. The transcript has 2 exons. Bases 1 to 387 code for a protein of 128 amino acids. Lineage: Eukaryota; Metazoa; Platyhelminthes; Cestoda; Cyclophyllidea; Taeniidae. The record is from RefSeq and is a predicted model, not a curated record.